GAGAGAGAGAGAGAGAGUAUACAGUACAUCAGCGCUUUCCCCCCCGUUUUUCAGCGCUCUGCCUCUCCUCUCGUAUCACCGGGAGAAAAAAAGGAGGAAGGAAUAUGGUUUCAGCUGACGCUCCUCCCGUCUCGGCGCUGUAGCGGAUCUCUGGUAGCAGCCUGCGAGGAGGAGGCGGCUGGGGCUCGGUCCGGUUCAAACCCAAACCACCCCCCCCACCCCCUCGGACACAAGCACAGGAUCCUUCCCCGUUGCGAACCAGUGUGCAGGAGCACCACCGGGAGACGGGCUAUAAAUGGUGGAGGCCGUGGUGGAGUUCGACUAUGAGGCUCAGCAGGACGAUGAGUUGAGCCUGACGGUGGGCGACGUCAUCACAAACAUACGCCGGGACGAUGGAGGGUGGUGGGAGGGCGAGCUGGGCGGACGCAGGGGGCUGUUCCCGGAUAACUUUGUCAGGGAGAUAAAAAAGGAAGGGAAGAGGGAUGGAGGACAAGCAAGCACGAUCAAAUCGGACCUGUCCAAUGGCAGAGCGAGUCCAGUGUCUGACCCCAGCGUACGACCAAGCAGGAAAGGGGAGCAAAUCCGUAAGCGGAGGUGUAAAGCGGCGUUCAGCUACCUGCCUCAGAACGAGGAUGAGCUGGAGCUGAAAAUAGGCGACAUCAUCGAGAUUAUAGCGGAGGUGGAGGAAGGCUGGUGGGAGGGGGUUCUAAAUGGGAAGACGGGGAUGUUUCCCUCCAACUUCACCAAAGAGAUCGUGCCGGAGCCGGACAUGCCGUCGCUGGACACGCCCACCUCGCAGGAGGACCUCCGCAGCAGACGCACCAGUAAGGACAGUCCAGGUAGUGAAAGCGAUGGUGGGGACAGUCGGUCUGAUACGGGGUCUGGAGAAAUCCAGCCUAAGAGGGUGCGAGGGUUUGGCUUUGGUGACAUCUUCAAAGACCAGCCAAUCAAGCUAAGGCCUCGCUCCAUGGAGAUUGACUCAGAGGGGGACAAGGCCAUCGCAGGGAAGGCAGCCGGCGUCGCCCCUGAAACCAUGAAGGCUGAACCCGACAGCAAAGCGAAAGGGCGGGAGCUGUGUAAAGUCCUCUUUCCGUACGAAGCACAGAACGAAGACGAGCUGUCCAUCAAAGAGGGGGACAUCCUCACGAUUAUCAGCAAGGACUGUGCCGAUGCCGGAUGGUGGAUGGGGGAGAUCGGGGGAAGGCAAGGCGUCUUCCCCGAUAACUUUGUCAAGAUGUUAGUUCCUGAAGUCGAGAAAGAGAGACCAAAGAAACCACCUCCUCCCAGCGCGCCCUCCGCUAAACACAGCACAGAGAGAAGGUCGGAGGCCAAGAAGGUUCCUCCGGAGCGGCCCGAGCAUCUUCCCCAGAGGGACCAGGACCGAGGUGAGGAGCUGAAGGCUGGAGACAUCCCUAAGCCCGCCCUCCCAUCCAUCCCUCCCAAGAAACCCCUCCCCCCAAAGACAAGCUCCUCCUCCUCUUCCUCCCAACCCCCACGGCGCCCCGAGAGACCGCCCACUAUAGCGAAUGAAAGCCCUAAGUCUGAGGGCGGGGCUUCGACACCAGAGUCUGCUUCUGACAGGUCACAUGACACCGACAUGGACUUGGAUGCGGUGGUCUCAUCCACAGAGAGACUGAAUCAUCCCACGGCAUCGCGGCCACGCGUCACAGACCGCCGGCCUCGCUCCCAGAUCAUCACACCGUCGUCCCUCUCCAGCUCCGAGCUGUUUGACUCGCCCUCGUUGGAGGAGGACAGGAAGGAGAAGGAGCGGGGGAAGGAGGAGCAGGAGUCGCUCCCCCCCAGAUCUCUGGACGUUUCACGGAGGAAAGGAGUUCCCACCAUCUCUGUACCCGACAGUAAAUCAGGGUUACCCCCAAAACCCGCUGUCCUGCCCCCGCCCAACAGCCCCAGCCAGCGCUCCGCCUCCCCUUCCUCCUCCUCGGCCCUAAGCCUCCCCGAGCUCCGGCCCUCACCUCUGACCCCGCCCACCAUGGAGGAACUCCGAAACCAGCUCCGAGACCUGAGGGCCUCCGUGGAGUUGCUGAAGAGCCAGCACAGGCAGGAGAUGAAGCAGCUGGCUAGCGAGCUGGACGAGGAGAAGAAGAUUCGUCUUAGUUUACAGAUGGAAGUCGAGCACAUAAAGAAGAGCCUGUUGAAAUGAAAAAAAAAAAACAAAAGCAUCCUCUCUGGCACACUCUGAUGACAUCACCACGCGGGAAGCCGGCAUGUGAAAACGUUCUCGGCGUUGGCCGUGACGCUCAGCCAUAUAACUUUGUGCCAAACGACCACGACAUCACCAACGCCAUCGACGACGACGACGACGACACGGCGCCAUGGAAACCGCCACCUUCCCCCUCUGUGCCGCCUUAUCCUGCGUUUACUUUUCGUUUCUUUUGAAGAGGCUUCUCUCUUUGUUUACUGCUAUUUUAUUGGAGCUCGCCGUGCCACUGGUACUAACCUGGGCCUGUCGCUGUGUGUUGCCAUGGUUACAGAACAGCGACGCGGAGCAGUGGUUGUCAGGACAACCUCGCUGGUACUGUUGCUUCUGUGUGUGAAGGAAACUUGGAAUUCAACUUCCUUAGCCUGGUUGGUUCAGAUGACCCCUGUGCUGUUCUGUAUCCACUCUGCGGCCUUUGCCUCUCGUCCGUGUGCGUGUGUGUGCGUGUGUGUGUGUGUGUGUGUGAGAGAGAGAGAGAGAGAGAAAGAGAGAGAGAGCUCUUGUAUCUCUGUCCUUGUGAGAACCAGUCUACAUUUCAGACCUGUGCAGUGCGGACGUUUUCACGGAGCGACGUCAUUUUGGCCGGCCCUCAUUUCUCCAGGGGCCUAUAGUCCGGCGACAGGAUUAGGAUUAGAUUCAGGAUUGAGGCCUCUUCAUUUGGCGCAUCUUGUUUGACGUUUCUAUGGUGAACUGCAGGCAGGAAACAUGAAGCGUCAGCAUCAGGGGACUGGAAUUUGAUCUCUCCAUUCUCCUUACUUCUAUAAAUCUUCAAUUAAUUGAUUAAUCUGUCGAGAAAUCUCAGUUUAUAUUUUUUAGAUGAGUCUAGACAUUGUAGCUGAACUGAUGGCAAUUUUUUAAAAAAAAGACUGUGUUGUGCAUUUAAUACCCAGUUAAAUAUACAAAAUAAUUGUUUGAUAUCAAGUCAAGUUUAGAGAGACUCGUUAAGACAGUUUCUUUUUUAUUUUGGCAUUUUUUGUGUUUGUUUAUGUCCUGAAAGUGUUAUUUUGGUGGUUUUGCGGCACAACAGAAGUGAAUGGAGAGAUAUGAUAGAAAUGCAGUAUUGUGGAUUGUGGCAGAGAAGCUCAUGAGGAUAGUUUAGGAUUAGAAGUGGGUUUAGUCUUGAGAUUAGGGCGACGGGUCAGGGAAUGUAGUCAGUGGAAGGUCCUCACAAGCACAGCAAGACAAGUGUGUGUGUGUGUGUGUGUGUGUGUGUGUGAGCGCGCGCGUGCCUCCCUUCCUUAUACGUGCACAGAAUCUACGGCAACCUGUCACUGUGGCCUUCCUGUUUCUGACUCCAGAUCUUUCUUUCUGAUUUUUUUUUUUUUUUUAAUUUUUAUUUUCCCGUUUCGCCAUUCAUUCAUUCUUUCUUUCAAGUCUUUCACGUCUUUCUUUCGACAAAGAGAAAACUGCUACGACUGAGGCUGCAAGUUGUUUUCUUGACUUGGUCCUUUCUCUCCAGGAUAGUGAUGAAUAUAUAUACUUUUAUACUGUAUUUCAGUGUAAUAAAGAUGCUAUUAUGUACUGUACGUGUGCAGAUUUUAAUAAAACAAGAAAACAUGUUGUCCCCCA
Molecule: messenger RNA, 3787 nt
Organism: Myripristis murdjan (pinecone soldierfish)
Lineage: Eukaryota; Metazoa; Chordata; Actinopteri; Holocentriformes; Holocentridae
Gene: sh3kbp1
Product: SH3-domain kinase binding protein 1
Biological process (GO): cell migration; actin filament organization
Molecular function (GO): protein binding
Source: RefSeq, a predicted model, not a curated record